Messenger RNA from Paramormyrops kingsleyae, 2476 nucleotides. It is a transcript of the gene gpr34b, whose product is annotated as G protein-coupled receptor 34b. Gene Ontology annotation, cellular component: membrane. Gene Ontology annotation, biological process: G protein-coupled receptor signaling pathway. Gene Ontology annotation, molecular function: G protein-coupled purinergic nucleotide receptor activity. NCBI's taxonomy places the organism in Eukaryota, Metazoa, Chordata, Actinopteri, Osteoglossiformes, Mormyridae. The record is from RefSeq and is a predicted model, not a curated record.
CAGGAACUGACCUAAUUUUCUUACAAUAACACAGUUUGCCAACUUCCUCAACAUUCCCCAACAAGUCCUGACUCAUAUUCGCAACGAUGUAUAUCAGGCAGACCAAACCCAUCAGAGAACGGUACGCUUCAAAUGUGAGUCCAUAGGAGGCCGUGCAGGCUUUCGCUUUAUCGUGUCACUGCUUCGACAGCCAGCGAGGCUCCCAAGAGCUUCUCAGAGCUAUUUGUGUUUGAAACCCACAGCUACAGCUUCCGUAGGGUUUUCCUGCGGCGAAAAGGGGAUCUGCAGCCAAGUCCGCCUGCGCAUUCGGUUACUUCUGCUUCUUUCUUAUUCAUCUGCAUGUUUUUUUUUUUUGCUGUCAAUCUGCCCAUAUUUGCAUAGAGGAAAGAGGAGGUCUGUGGGCAGGAGUCCUCUGUGCAGAACAGUGCAGGCAGGGCGAGAAGCCAGAGCACGUCAGGAGAGCAGAACGCAGCCGCCAAAUGCUCCAGCUGUUGUGGGUUUGAUGAUUUAAUUACAGAAGCACCGAAGGGGCAGGGAACAGCAAACUCAGAAAUUCUCACAAGCAAGAUGCAAAGGGGGAGCGUUUGAAAAACGUUGCGCCUUCCUUCUGAAGAACCGAGGACAACGAGAGCGGGAGCUGGUCCCAGGCCGCCGACCGUUCAGGGCGCCCAUCAUGAGUACCAACACGCACAGCUAUUCCACAGCAAACGGCACAGACACCUGCGUCGAUGACUCCGUGCUCGGGCUGCCUCUGGCCAUCUUCUACUCCAUCUUCUUUGUCUUCGGCCUGUUGGGGAACGGCCUAGCCCUCUGGGUGUUCAUCUUUGUCCAUGGCAAGAAGAACUCGGUGCGCGUGUUCCUCAUCAACAUUGCUGUGGCUGACCUCCUACUGGUGGCUUGCCUGCCUUUCCGUGUGAUUUACCACAGCAUCGGAAACCGCUGGACCCUGGGCCCCAUACUGUGCAAGAUGGUGGGGAAUAUUUUCUACAUGAACAUGUACAUCAGCAUCACCCUACUGGGCUUCAUCAGCGUGGACCGAUACAUCAAGAUCCAUCGGGGCAGCGGCCGGCGCCUCCUCCGCAGCCACUGGAGCACCUUGCUCUGCGGCAUCAUCUGGACCGUGUCCAUCACUGCCAUCAUCCCCAUGAUCACGCUCUCCGAGGGCAACGAGGAGGAAGAAAAAUGCUUCCAAUACAAGCAGAAGAAGAAUGCCAAAGGCAAGGCCUACUUCAAUCUUGUAAUGGUGGCAAUCUUCUGGUUGAUAUUCCUUUUGCUCAUCAUCUCCUACGGAAAGAUUGCCAUGAAAUUGCUGGAAGCUUCCAAAAACAAUCUUCCCAAUGCCAUUAAGUACAACAGGACGGCCAAGAAAUCAUUCUUUGUGCUCUUCCUGUUCACCAUCUGCUUCUGCCCCUAUCACGUGUUCCGGAUCUUCUACAUCCAUUCGCAGAUUACUGAGCCUUCCUGUCAAGUGAAGAACAUCGUGGACAAGACUAACGAGGUAAUGCUGCUCCUCUCCACCUUCAACAGCUGCCUGGACCCCGUCAUGUACUUCCUGCUCUCUGGCUCGGUCCGCAAGGCCACCAUGCGGAUACUCAGCAACUUCUUCCAGGUGCAGGAAAUUAGUGGGAACAGCUCGUCCACGGAGCUGCGGAGGGCCUCGGUGCCGCAGGUGUCCAGCACCCCACGGAACAGCAUCAGCCUUCUCAUCACGCAACGCUGCAAGGCCUCCCCAACUUCUUUCCGGCGCUGACUUCCCUCGAUCGUCCUGUAGGGGGCACUGCCUGAACAUUGUGCGAGCAGGAGGCCCCGCGGCAGGACACCCGGGACCUAAGCGGGGUAGAAAGAGGGCGGCGCUCUGCCGGAAGUCUCCCGCAGCCCCUUGUGCUGGGUGUCAGGGAAGGGGGCCUAGCUGUGGGAGUAUCUGGGCAUGGACCCCCUGGAAGUCGUACUAGGUCCCCUUAAGGUGCGGAAGAAGGGUCGGCGCCAGCGGGGAUCCGACAUGCCAGCACCGGCCAGCAGCUAGCUACGCCAGGGCGCGGGGAGCGACCUGCCCCGUCAUCAGACCCAGCGAACCCCGGGGACUCGCAUCAGAACUGAGGUGGUGACUGGGGGUGGUGGUCGCCGGGACAGUCGACCUCUGAGGAGGGGACAGUGUAGAACCGCCGGGGCGCAUGUCCCAGCAUGUCCCAGCAUGUCCCAGCAUGUCCCAGCAUGCAAGUUGUAAAUAGCCCUUGUUGUGUUGUUGUUAAUGUUCAUGGUUACAUUUCCUUAUUGUUGCGCAUGUAUUUACUCAUGUCUUGUGUGCACCCGGUCCGAUCCUUGCGUGUAUUUCUCCUGUGUAAUUCUCCCACUGUGUGUGCAUCUUGCAGUUCAGUGUCUGACGACCUUGUGUUUCCCAUCAGUGUGGCUGGUUCGGUGCUCGUUGGGUGCCUGUUGUAGUGUUUUCAGCAAAUAAACAGCGUGUUCUCCCCGGUAA